Molecule: messenger RNA, 411 nt
Organism: Adineta ricciae
Lineage: Eukaryota; Metazoa; Rotifera; Eurotatoria; Adinetida; Adinetidae
Source: the annotation of a GenBank genome assembly
AUGACUAUACCGUUUAGAACACGUAUAAUUGUCGCCAUGGCAUAUCCACAUAAUCAACCUUCAUACAUAACGGGGCAGCCUGGUGGUCAAGGAGCCACAAUAGGUGAUCCAUUCCGACAGCCCGAGUACGAAUGGUCAACUGGUUUAUGUGAUUGUUGCGAAGAUAUGAGUCAAUGUUGCUACGCAUACUUUUGUUGGCCAUGUUUUCUAGGUACGUUGGCACAUAAAAUCAAUGAAUCUAGUGUAUCUUGCUGCUUCGUACCGAAUGUUCUCUCCGUUUAUCGAAUGAAAAUUCGAUCGACGUUAAAAAUUCGAGGUGGUGCAUGUAAUGAUUGCUGUGUUGUACUCUGCUGUCCAUUCUGUGCUGGUGUACAAAUGACAAAUGAGCUGCAUAAUCGUGGUCUGGCAUAA